AUGCCUUUUUUAUCAUACAAACGUGCUCUCCAAUUACGACAUGAGCUGAAAGAUACGCGGGCGACAGUUAUCACACCAGAUGAGGAAGGAUAUACGGAACUUAUCAGUCGGUGGAACGAAGCUUGUGAGAAAGAAGCUGGCGCAAUCGUACUUGUAACCACGUCCCAGGAAGUGUCUCUGGUGGUCGCGUUUGCAAGCCGUCAUUACAUCCCUUUGGUAGUCCAGGGUGGCGGCUACAGUACAGACGGCGGAUCCUCAACCCAUGGAGGUAUUGUGAUCAACUUAUCCAGGAUGCGGAAGAUUCUCGUCGAUCGUGCGUCUCGAACCGUGGCUGUCCAGAGUGGAGCUACCUGGGGAGAGGUCGAUCAGGCGGCCGCAUGUGAGGGGCUCGCCGUGGUCGGCUGCACAUCAAGUGCCUUGGGCGUCGGUGGAACGACGCUAGGCGGGGGAUUUGGCUGGCUCACGGGACGCCAUGGGCUGAUCAUCGAUAACCUGAUCAGUGUGAAAAUGGUUCUAGCCGACGGUCUCGUCUUGACGGCGUCCGUGGCUGAGCACCCCGACCUCUUCUGGGCGGUUAGGGGCGCCGGCCAGAGCUUCGGCGUGGCCACAGAAUUCGUCCUGCGUGCACACCUCCAACGCUCGUCUAUCUUCGGUGGCUUGAUUUACUUGACUCCUGACCGUCUGGACUGCGUGGUCGAUUUUGCGAACCAAUUCGAUCUACAGGCCACAGGCGAUGAGGGCCUGUACCUCGGCUUCACCACCCACCCACCGUCCAUGCCCUCUACGGUGAUUGUCGCCCUGUUGUUCUUUAAUGGCCCCAGAAACGCCGGUGAAUCUUUCUUUGCGCCACUUCUGGCUCUAGAUCCUAUUCAAAACGAGACGCGUGAGAUGCCGUACCCGGAAAUCAACACCAUCCUUGGACCACUCGCUGCCCCUGGCGCCCGCAAGUGCAUGAGUGGCACAGCAGUGAAUUUUCCGGUUGACCCUCAACUCGUACAUGAUGUUUAUGACAAUUUCAACCAGAUCAUGCAAUCGUACCCACGCGUCGAAGGCAGUGUAAUUUUCUUUGAAUUGCUACCGUACUCACGUGUCAUUGAGGUGCCACUCGACGCGACCGCUUAUGCCAAUCGGGGCGCAUAUCACAACGUAGCGACCAUUUUUCGCUGGCAUGACCCAGAACUUGACGCUCAAAUGAAGCGUCGGGAACUUGCCUUGCUGCGCCAGAUUCGAGAGCGUGGUGGUGUUGCGAUCAUCGCAGGGCACGGGGUGGGUGUCUACGCUAACUUCGCUGGGCACGAGUCGAAUGCUAGAGAGCUAUUUGGUGACAAUUUGCCUCGCCUGCAGCAGCUGAAAAUGCACUAUGAUCCUAACAACAUGUUUCAAAAGUGGCACAACCUGCACAUUCCUGCUAGUUCGGUGUGA
This is a messenger RNA of Penicillium maclennaniae, 1422 nucleotides long. Its product is annotated as FAD-binding oxidoreductase. NCBI's taxonomy places the organism in Eukaryota, Fungi, Ascomycota, Eurotiomycetes, Eurotiales, Aspergillaceae. Bases 1 to 1422 code for a protein of 473 amino acids. The record is from RefSeq and is a predicted model, not a curated record. Gene Ontology annotation, molecular function: FAD binding; oxidoreductase activity. The transcript has 3 exons.